This is a messenger RNA of Aspergillus campestris IBT 28561, 1292 nucleotides long. Its product is annotated as pyrroline-5-carboxylate reductase family protein. Lineage: Eukaryota; Fungi; Ascomycota; Eurotiomycetes; Eurotiales; Aspergillaceae. Gene Ontology annotation, biological process: L-proline biosynthetic process. Gene Ontology annotation, molecular function: pyrroline-5-carboxylate reductase activity. The record is from RefSeq and is a predicted model, not a curated record. The coding region runs from base 294 to 1145 and encodes 283 amino acids. The transcript is spliced from 2 exons.
CUUGCAACGAAAGGCUACAGCGAGAAACCUAGUCCCGACCAACAAACUCAUACCGAUUGAUCCCACGAUCAUCGGGACUUCCGGCGCGAUGGGGAUGAUUGCGGCCACAUCCCUCCGGCCCCCGCGAUACAAACAUGUCAAACACCAAAAAGCGCAACACUAAAGGAACGUCAUCCCACACGCGGCGGGGAAGUGAGCGAAAGGAGGGGCAGAAACACAUCUGGUUAAAUUCCCUCACUCGCUCCUUUCUUCCAUUCUCUCUUCGACCCGGUCCUUUUUUCUGAUUCGAUAGAAUGGCCCUCCACCAGAGCAAGCUCGCCUUCAUCGGCGGCGGCAACAUGGCGUCCGCCAUCAUCAGCGGCCUCGUCACCCAAGGCGUCCCCAAGAACAACAUCUGGGUCGCCGAGCCCUGGGACGUCAAUCGUGAGAAGAUGGCCGCCCUGGGCGUCCAGGCGACCACCUCCAACGUCGAAGCCGGUGGCCAGGCUGACCUCGUCAUCAUCGCUGUCAAGCCCCAGGUCACCCAGGCCGUCUGUGAGGAGCUCGCCGCCGCUUGGGCCACCAGAGAUACGCUUCCCGUCGUGGUGAGCAUUGCCGCUGGGAUCACCCUGCAGAGCUUGCAGGGGUGGCUGCGGACACAGGAUGGCCGCACGGCGCACACCGUGCGUGUUAUGCCCAACACGCCCGCGCUGCUGGGUCAGGGCGCGUCCGGCGUCUUUGCCAGUGCGGAUGUCGUGGCGGAGGAGAAGGCCCUGGUGAAUGACCUGUUAGCGAGCGUGAGCCAGGCGACCGAGUGGGUGGAUCGGGAGGAGUUGCUGGACGUGGUGACUGGGUUAUCAGGAUCCGGUCCGGCCUACUUCUUCGCGAUGGUCGAGCAUCUCGUGGCCAGCGCGACGGCCUUGGGUCUCUCCUCGGAGCAGGCCACCCGGCUGGCCGCCCAGACGUGUCUCGGGGCGGGCAAGAUGCUCGUCGAGUCGUCCGAGACGCCGACCAAGCUGCGCCAGAACGUCACCAGUCCGAAUGGCACGACGCAUGCAGCGCUGCAGACCUUUGAGGCUGAAGGCUUCCAGGAGAUCGUGGACAAGGCGGUUAAGGCGGCAACCAACCGGGCGGCGGAGCUGGGGAAUACACUGGCUAAUAAAUAGACUAAUAUGGUGAACAGGCGAUAGGAAUAGUGCAUUGUCUAAUCCGGUACAUCAUCAGGCAGGGUGGAAAGACCUAGUAAUCUGGUAAUACGAUUCUUUAUCAUCCAUAGGUGAGCUAUUAGUUGUAGGAUGUGCUCUUGGAGUCUG